Messenger RNA from Coregonus sp. 'balchen', 4286 nucleotides. NCBI's taxonomy places the organism in Eukaryota, Metazoa, Chordata, Actinopteri, Salmoniformes, Salmonidae. The record is from the annotation of a GenBank genome assembly.
GUGGUGUCGGAUGCUGCCGGACAAGGUGUCACCAUCACUGGCAGCAAGACUUUCAACAACUGGAACUGGCCCAAUGCUGUCAUCUUCGCUGCUACUGUCAUCACAACUAUAGGUAGGCAAACUGUCCUGAGAGAGUCACAUGGAGCUUAUGUAAUUGUGGUUUAUAGUCAGCAGAAAAGGGAAUAUCUUAACUGAUGCAACAAGACAGAAAAUAUCCAUAAGUUAUUGUGCAAGGAUUUGUGGAUCUUGUUUCAUAAUCUUUCAGUAAUGACCUGCUAAACAUUAAUCUAAUGGGACAAUGGGACACUCUCAAUUAGGGUGGAUUGCUUGCCCUUUUGUCCAUGUCUGUAUAAUCUAAAUGUACGGUACAGAUAAAAUAGGAUUGGGUGAAGAAAAGCCAGAUUAGAGAACUGGUCUUUAUUGUUGGUUUAGUUUGUCAGCAGAGUAAUUUAUCUUAUUUUGUUACUCCGAAUGCCAACAGGUUUCUUUCUGAUGAUUUGACAUGUUUAUUCAGCCUUACCAAGUCUCUAUCAUUUAUCAUUAGUGAAAAUGAUUUUAUAUAAACUGUGGUUAUGAAAAGUGCUUUCUUUUGGCAGAAUUUGUCCCCUAUGAUCUGUAUUGGUCAAAACAAAGAAGUGUUAAUGUUUUAAUGCUGUUGAUUUGAAUACUACUAUUAACCCCUUCCUAUCCUUUCUUGCUCUGACAGGUUAUGGCAACAUUGCCCCCAAAACGUCAGCAGGACGGGUGUUCUGCAUCUUCUAUGGGCUCUUCGGGGUGCCACUCUGUCUUACCUGGAUCAGUGAGCUUGGGAAGUUCUUUGGAGGCAGGGCCAAGCACCUGGGUCAGUACCUUACCAAGAGAGGGGUUUCGCUGGUAAGAAAGAUACUUUUCGUCUAAUAUUUUUUCAUCUAACAUGGCUAACAUUUCUUUGUCUAAGUUAAAAUGAUCAGAGGGAAAUAAGUGAAUUCCUUAGACACUGCAUUUGUCUCACUUAACCUGUUUUUGCAUUCUUUUUUGUUUUUCAGCGAAAGGCCCAGUUUACCUGCACAGCCAUCUUUGUCCUAUGGGGUGUGCUGGUCCAUCUGGUCAUCCCCCCAUUUAUAUUUAUGUCUCAAGAGGGUUGGACCUAUGUGGAGGGCUUGUACUUUUCCUUUGUCACCUUAACCACGAUUGGCUUUGGUGACCUUGUAGCAGGUAAACUCAUCAUCACCCUUGCAUUAUCAAGCUCUUCGCUUGUUAAUGGGUAUCUGUCUAUGCAUACAUACUGUUAGUGAUAUUUUUGAGCCAACUUGAGGUACUUUUUAUUUUCAACAUACCUUUUUACCCACUAUGGUAAAGUAGUUCUCCAGCAAUAAUGUAACCACUUCCUCAGAAAUGUGCUUAAAGCAACUGUCAAGUGAAAAUCUCACUUUUAAAAGUUAAUAUUCUGUUAAUGUAUACAAAAGAUAAUGUUGUUGACUUGUCCUAUACUCAUAAUUGUGGCCAAAGCAUAAAUUGGACAAAAAAACACUUAAACCCCACCUCAAACUUGUAUCUCAAACAGACCAUUUAAGAAAUGCUUGCUAUUUCCUCAUAGAGGAGGAUUUCAUCCUUCUGAGGAGGAUGAGCUGGCCAGUCAGCGGUCUACUCGCAUUAGGGCUGUCCCCGACAAAAAAAAUAUAUUGGUCAAACGAGUGUCGUCUUUUCUUUCGACCAAUCAGUUGGUCUACAUUUUUAAACGUCUAUUUUCCCAUAUAUAGACACACCCUAUGUGUUUGAAUAAAAUCAACUAUACACUACAUGACCAAAAGUAUGUGCACACCUGCUCGUCAAACAUCUCAUUCCAAAAUCAUGGGCAUUAAUAUGUUGUUGGUCCCUCCUUUGCUUCUAUAACAGCUUUCACUCUUCUGGGAAGGCUUUCCACUAGAUGUUGGAACAUUGCUGCGGGGACUUGCUUCCAUUCAGCCAUAAGAGCAUUAGUGAGGUCGGGCACUGAUGUUGGGUGAUUAGGUCGCAGUCGGCGUUCCAAUUCAUCCAAAAGGUGUUUGAUGGGGUUGAGGUCAGGACUUUGUGCAGGCUGGUCAAGUUCUUCCACACCGAUCUCGACAAACCAUUUCUGUAUGGACCUCGCUUUGUGCACAGGGGCAUUGUCAUGCUGAAACAGGAAAGGGCCUUCCUCAAACUGUUGCCACAAAGUUGGUAGCGUUCCCCUGGCAUCCGCCAAACCCAGAUUCGUCCGUUGGACUGCCAGAUGGUGAAGCGUGAUUAAUCACUCCAAAGAACGCGUUUCCACUGCUCCAGAGUCCAAUGGGUGCGAGCUUUACACCACUGCAGCCGACACUUGGCAUUGCGCAUAGUAAUCUUAGGCUUGUGAGCAGUUGCAAACAGUUAUUGUGCUGACGUUGCUUCCAGAGGCAGUUUGGAACUGUGUAAUGAGUGUUGCAACCGAGGACAGACGAUUUGUAGGCAAUGUUUGUCUAUGCAGAUUGCAUGGCUGUUUGCUCGAUUUUAUACACCUGUCAGCAAUGGGUGUGGCUGAAAAGCUGAAUCCACUCAUUUGAAGGGGUGUCCACAUACAUUUGUAUAUAUAAAUGACUCAGGAGGGAGGCAGAGAUCAAGAUAGCCUAACCAGAAUAAAAUAAAAUAAAUUCCCCAUCCCUCCUCCCGCUGCUGCUGGCCUUUGCAGACUCUGCAGUUAUGCUCCUGAAGUUUCCGGUAAUAGGCUACACCAGGGUUUGACAACCAUUUCCAUUUGGAGUGCCAAUUUAUCUUACCAUUUUACUGAUCUACGUGCCAGUUAUGAUUUUUAUAUACACAUUUUUGUGGAACAGUUUAAUUUAUUUUAUAAUAGUCUUUGGAUGUCAAAAUCAUUUUCAUGUGGUUAAUUUCAAUUCUAUCUAAAUCUAUCAAAACAAUGAAAUAACACAAAUGGAAUCAUGUAGUAAACAAAAGUGUUAAACAAAUCAAAAUAUAUUUGAUAUUUGAGAUUUUUCAAAGUAGCCACCCUUUGCCGUGAUGACAGCUUUGCACACUCUUGGCAUUCUCUCAACCAGCUUCACCCGGAAUGCUUUUCCAACAAUCUUGAAGGAGUUCCCACAUAUGCUGAGCACUUGUUGGCUGCUUUUCCUUCAUCUAAUCUAACAUUUGAUACUGCAGUGCUUUUAGUCAUCAAGUUGACAUUUUGAUAAUAGCCCUAAUUAUAACUUAAAUGAUUUACUGUAUGAAAUUGAUUGCUAAUGACAUUGUCUAAACAAAUCUUUCCAAAAAAGUAAAAGACGUACCUCUAGAAAAAUUUGACAUUGACAUUAGGACAUUUGUACAUUCUCAAACUUUCCCUUCCUGCUUUUCUUUAUUCAGGCGUGGAUCCAAAUGCAGACUACCCCACUCUGUACCGUUACUUUGUGGAGGUGUGGAUUUACCUGGGACUGGCCUGGCUCUCCCUGUUUUUCAACUGGAAGGUGCGCAUGGUUGUGGAGGCCCAUAAGGCUCUGAAGAAACGACGCAAGCGGCGCAAGCUCUCCCUGGACGAGCUGAGGCACUACAAGGAGAGCCACAAGGCCCUCCACUCGCCGCCCACCAAUGACGUCAACAUCUUCAGCUUCCUAUCCAAGAAGCAAGAGGGCUACAACGACCUCAUCAAGCAGAUUGGCGCCAAGAAAGAUGGCGGGGACCACUGCGACGGUAAUGCCGCCAGCAACAAGGCCAAGGAGGCGAAUCGCUCCAAGAGCUGCAGCGACACAGUUUCCUGCAACAGCAACACUAUCCUCAGCCUGGACCGCUCACCGCGGCAGAAGCGGCGCUACAGCUUCAGUGACCGUGUCACCGUGGCCUUCUCGAAGUCCAAGAACUACCUCCUGGGCUCGGAGAACGGGAUGCUGCUCACAGAGGACCAUGGGGAGGGGGAAUUGGACGGGGACCAGGAAAGGAUGUACGAGAAUCAACUGGACAAAGAGGUGGACCAGGAGAGCGGAGGAGGUGGCCUGGGCGGUGGUGGAGGUUGCGGUAUGGGCGGCCGACGACUGUGGGACUCCAAAGAGUACCAGUCCCUGAUCUUCCAGAAUGCGAACAUCACUUUUAUUGAUGAGGAGAACGUCCUCAACAACAACCUGGAGGAUGAUGAUGACGACGCUAAAGCCAAGCUGUCAAUCACCACGUGCGAUGAAAAUGUAGAGUCGGAGACUGACUCCAAAGAGGAGCAGGGCUCUGAAUCAGAAGGGUCCGUGUUCACCAGCGAUGGAUCAGAACACGGACACUCUUAUGAGAAGCUUGUGGAGGAAUAUUCGAAGGAGGACAACACUGAGUCCUGA